Molecule: messenger RNA, 2854 nt
Organism: Stereum hirsutum FP-91666 SS1
Lineage: Eukaryota; Fungi; Basidiomycota; Agaricomycetes; Russulales; Stereaceae
Exons: 6
Coding region: 177-2165 (662 amino acids)
Biological process (GO): intracellular iron ion homeostasis; copper ion import; iron ion transport
Cellular component (GO): plasma membrane
Molecular function (GO): ferric-chelate reductase activity
Source: RefSeq, a predicted model, not a curated record
GAGAUAUAAGGCCCUCCCAGCCACGACAAACGUACCCUCCUUAGUUUCGCCUCUUUCUUUCCGUGCUUCUCUUCGUUCCCCUCUUUUCUCUCUCCUCUCUCUUAUUAUCAUCAGGCUGGUUAACCUGAUCCCGUCCCCCUUUGACUGAUCUCAUAGACACGCUCGCUCUCUUUGCAAUGGCUCAGUCUUCCUCUCCUUCUGCCUCUUCGACGGCGGCCGCUGGCGGUGCGUCCUCCACUGCUGCAGCGAAGGCAGCAGCGGCAGCCGCCCCAAAGUUCUCCGACACCGAUUUCGUCUACCAUAUCGAUCUCUUUUUGAUUUGUCUCUUCGGUCUCUACGUUCUCACCACACUCCCCCGCGCCAUCGCCCGCUAUUCCUACACCCAUGGCUUUUUCCAGGGCCUCAUCCUUCGCUCCGGCUCUCCGAAGCCCUCGAAUUCACCUUAUCGCUCUAACACGAUGAGGAGCACUGCAAGCCGUGCGACCCUCGGUAACGGAUCAGACGAAUCGCACACCUACGCCUCGCAUGCCAACUUGGUCCACAAGGGCAAUGAGGCCAACUUCGCCAACAACCGACCCCCGACCCGCGUCCCUCGUUGGGCCACCGUCAUUCACCCUUUGGUUUCGUACUGCCUCAACAAACGUGUGGCUGCGGGAUUUUCGGUUGGAAAGGUUAUCAUCUCCUUGGCCUAUACCGCCGUGGUCUUCUACGCGGCGUUCUAUGGCCCGGAGGUCAACCCAUUCUCAGACUCCGUUCGUGCCGGAUUCGUUGGGACGUCACAGAUUCCGAUCGUCAUCGCCCUCGCGAACAAGAACAAUGCCCUCAGCUACUUGUGUGGACUUGGUUAUGAGAAGCUCAACUACCUUCACCGUUUGUCUGGCCGUCUCGUGGUCCUCGCCAUUAACGUCCACGCUCUCGGUUACAUCUACAAGUGGUCUAUCGCGGGCACCAUCGCCGAGGACCUCGCUGAGAUGAAGAUCCUUUGCGGUGUCAUCGGUCUCGCCGGUGCCGACGCUAUCUUCUUCCUCUCCAUUCCGCUCAUCCGCCAGCACUGCUACCACCUUUUCUUCUACUCGCACAUUCUCGGCUUCUUUGCCUUCAUGAUUGGUGGACUUUACCACUACCCUCCCUGCGUUCCAUACUGCGCCACCGGUCUUAUCCUCUACGGUGCCGACCACCUCUUCCGUACCCUCAAGACUCGUACCACGACCGCCAUCCUUACCCCUCUCCCUGCUCUCGGCGCGACCCAUAUCUCCAUGCCGAAGCUCACCGAGGGCUGGCGCGCAGGCCAGCACAUCCGUCUGCGUGUUCCCGCCGCCUCUGGCUACUCCUUCUUCGGUGUCCUCUGGAACUGGACUUUCGGACGUGCCAGGCCGUUCUCCAUCGCUACUGCUGCGGGUGGCAACGGAUUGGACUUGGUCGUGAAGAGCAGGAAGGGCAAGUGGACUGGUGCGCUUUACGAGUGUGCGCAGGGUCAGGAUGGUAAGGGGUCGCCUGGCGGCGGGUCCAACUGGAACGAGAAGGAGAGGGACAUGGAGUAUGGGUUCAAUGGUGGACGUGAGGUUAGGGUGUUGGUCGAGGGACCGUACAGUGGUCCUGGGUACACCAUGUUCACUUCGUACUCUGGCGCCCUUCUCGUCGCCGGAGGGAGUGGUGUCACCUUCAUUCUCUCCGUUUUGGAGGAUAUCCUCCAGAAACACGCGGAGGGCCGCAGUCGGCUCCGUGUCAUCGAGGUCGUUUGGUCCGUUUCCGACCCUGCCGUAUUGAGUAACCUCCUUCCAACGCUCACCGCCCUCCUCCGCCCACGUCCUUCUCCCCACGCAUCCCUCCAACUCCGUAUCACCGUCCACUACACCCGGGCUCCUAAGUCUCUCCCCCCAUCCUCAUCCCUCCCCGCCGGUCUCCGUCUCCUCCCCUCCCGCCCCAACCUCGGCAACACUCUCACCGAGACCGUCGAUUCUGUCAUUUCGACGCACGCGAUGGGCAGUGGAGGAUACGGUGGCAAGGGAGCCGUGACGGAGGAGUAUCCUUGCGGUGUCAUUGUUGGCAGCUGUGGGCCGGUUGAGUUGGGUGAUCAGGCAAGCGAUGCGGUGGGUACUGUCGAUUGGAAGAGGUGGAGGGAAGUUGGAGGGGUGGAGGCGUACGAUGAGGUGUUCGGGUGGUAAACGCCCUACACUUUUUCCGUUCCUCCAUUUCUUCCUCUUCGCCUCUAUGCCGUGGGUCUCCGGUUUCUCGUGGCUGCGAAAGCGGCUGUGUGUGUGAGCAUGCCAUCACGUAGGGGAGGGGCUUCGUCUUCCAUUUUUUGUGUAUCGCCUUGGUUCGAUUCGUUUGGGAGGUGGAGUUCCGACGAUGGAUGCAGGGAAAGUGUGUCGAGUGUGGGUUGGUGAAAAGAAGGCUGCUGAGCUCAUCGACAUCGUUUGCUUUUGAUAGUUCCCAAAGCUUCCGACCCGAUCUUGCUCGUUCCGUUCGUUCGCUUUAAUCGUCGUCGUUCGUUAUCUCCGCGUUACCCCCCUUUCCUCACUCCCCCACAAGGACUUUCAGCGUUUCGGUUUGGAAGUCCUUAUGGCCCCGAACGCUCGACUAUUAUUUAUUGCGUACGAAUUCCUGCAGCGCUUCUUAUUUUACGUUCAACCUGGCCUAGUGCCUACCUGCUUGAUUUCUUGUUUCUUGCCCGUGCUGCUGGUGUGGUGUGUUAUGGUUCGUCGGCGGAGACCACUGGUUUGGUCUCUGUCCGCGAUCCUCCCGCCGCCCUGUAGCUCCCACGAUUUCUCGGUUCGUCUUUCGUCAUCUGUCUUUCCUGCUAUAUUUAUUCUCCUUUCCGCUGCUGUAUUUCGUAGCUACCCUCCCUUGUCAC